This is a messenger RNA of Limanda limanda (common dab), 14271 nucleotides long. RefSeq names its product low density lipoprotein receptor-related protein 2a (gene lrp2a). The record is from RefSeq and is a predicted model, not a curated record. Gene Ontology annotation, molecular function: calcium ion binding; protein binding. Lineage: Eukaryota; Metazoa; Chordata; Actinopteri; Pleuronectiformes; Pleuronectidae.
AUGCAGAUUCCAGGGCCAGAGGGAUUUAUCCGGAGGGCCGAGGCUGGGGCUGGGGGGAGGGGGGGGGGUUAGAGGGGGGGCGGCUCCGGGCCUUUGUGCACGCCCCCUUCUCAUCAACUAGCGGGCCGAGAGAGACAGACAAGAGGAAAGCAGCAGCAUCCCAGGGCCAGUUCCCCCCCCCACAGCUCCUCCAUCUGCACCGCGGAGCUGGACGGACCGGCCACAAUGUGGAGAGCACCGCUACUCCGACUCCUCCUCGUCUUCUGCGUGUGCUGCGUGCGAUGGUGCCACUCUGAGGGAUGUGAAUCGGGGCAGUUCCGCUGUGGGACAGGCCGAUGUAUCCCAGGUAACUGGCGCUGUGAUGGGACAUCAGACUGUGUGGACGACUCUGAUGAGCAAGACUGCCCUCAGGUAACAUGUGAUGACAGUCACUUCCAGUGCUUGAGUGACGGUGAGUGUAUCCCUGAUCGGUGGGUGUGUGAUGAUGAGGAAGACUGUGAGGAUGGUUCCGAUGAGAGGCAGCACUGCCCUGGACAAACGUGCACCAGUGACCAGUUCAGCUGCAGUAACGGGGCGUGCAUCCCGGGAGAAUACCGGUGUGACAGACUGGCGGACUGCUCAGAUGGGUCGGAUGAGAGAAACUGCCAUUACCCAGAGUGUACACAGUUGAGAUGUGCUAAUGGGGCGUGCUACAACCGGACCCAGCGAUGUGACCAGAGACUUGACUGCCGCGAUGGCUCUGAUGAGGCGAACUGCACACAGCAAUGCAACACGGGCCGGUUCCCGUGCCAUAACGGCGAGUGUAUUCCUCAACGCUACAUCUGUGACCAUGACGACGAUUGUGGAGACAGAAGUGAUGAGAUAAAUUGCACAUAUCCUACCUGUAAGGGCAACUACUUCACCUGCCCAAGUGGCCGCUGUAUCCAUCAAGUCUGGCUUUGCGAUGGAGAGGACGAUUGUGAAGACAAUGCUGAUGAAAAAGGCUGCGAUAAUGUGGCGAGAGAGUGUUACCCAGGAGAAUGGCCCUGUCCCUCCUCGGGCCUGUGUAUACCCAUGGAUCAGCUGUGUGACGGGACAACGCACUGUCCCGACGGAGAGGACGAGACAAACACCACUGCCGGCCGCAACUGCAGUAUCUGGAGAUGUGCCACUCUCAGCUGCGAGUACCGGUGUCAGGCUUCUCCUGAAGGAGGGAGCUGUUCGUGUCCUUCUGGUUACAUUGUCAACAGCAACAAUAGUCGCUCAUGUAUAGACUUCGAUGACUGUUCGAUGUGGGGUGUGUGUGACCAGCUGUGUGAGGACCGGGUCGGCUCCCAUCGCUGCAGCUGCCGUGAGGGCUACACGCUGGAGCAGCACAGACACUGCAGAGCCGACGUCUCCACUGGAGUCCCUUCUUUGAUAUUUUCGGAUGGCAGAGACCUUUUGAUAGGUGACGUCCAUGGCAACAAUCUUCGCACUUUGGUCCAUUCACAGAACAGAGGCGUUGCAGUGGGAGUGGACUUCCACUACACUCUGCAAAAGAUUUUCUGGACUGAUACCAUUCAGAAUAAGGUGUUUUCUGUGGAUAUGGACGGUUCCAACAUGCAGGUGGUUUUAAACGUAUCAGUUGACUACCCAGAGAACUUGGCUGUGGAUUGGGUGAACAAUAAACUGUACGUGGUUGAGGCCAGCGUCAACAGGAUUGACAUGGUGGAGUUUGAUGGAGGUAACCGGGUCACGCUCAUCACCGAAAACCUCGGAAACCCUAGAGGACUGGCACUGGACCCCACUGUAGGGUACAUGUUCUUCACAGAUUGGGAGGCGGAGAAUGGACAGCCAGGCCUGGAGCGGGCUUUCAUGGACGGCACAAACCGUCACGGCAUCGUUUGGAGUAAACUGGGCUGGCCAGCUGGUCUCACAGUGGACAUCGAGGCCAAGCGCAUCUACUGGGUGGACAGUCGCUAUGACUACAUCGAAACGGCAACAUAUGAUGGCCUCCACAGAAAAACAGUGGUCCAUGGAGGUGCUGUGAUCCCACACCCAUUUAGCAUCAGCCUGUUUGAGCACAGUGUCUAUUUCACGGACUGGACCAAGAUGGCCGUGAUGAAAGCCAACAAGUUCACCGACAGCAGUCCUCAGGUGGUUUACAGCACAGCUCAGACUCCACAUGGAGUAGCAGUGAUACAUCAGCUGAAUCAGCCUCAAGUGUCGAACCCUUGCAGUGUAGAGAGAGGUGGCUGUGAGCAGAUCUGUGUUCUGAGUCACAGGAGUGACAAUGGAGGACUGGGUUACAGGUGCAAAUGUCGCAUGGGCUAUGACCUCCAUGCUGAUGGAAAGCGUUGUUUGGCUGUGAGGCAGUUUCUGCUGUUCUCCAGCCAGCUCUCUGUGAGAGGGAUCCCCUUUAACCUCUCAACGCAGGAAGACGUCAUCCUGCCCAUCACUGGAGCCCCUUCCUACUUUGUUGGGGUGGACUUUAGUGCCGAAGACGAUGCCAUCUUCUUCUCAGAUACAACCAAAGAUAUCAUCUACAAACAGAAAGUGGAUGGGACAGGCAGGGAGGUACUGGCAGCCAAUAGAGUGGAAGGUGUGGAGGACCUGGCUUACGACUGGAUUUCAAAGAACCUCUACUGGACAGACCCGCGAUACCGGAGCAUAUCUGUCAUGAAGCUGGCUGAUAAGUCGAGGAGAGCCAUCGUACGUAACCUCAACAACCCGAGGGCCAUCGUGGUGCAUCCUCUCCUCGGGUAUAUUUUUUGGACUGACUGGUAUCGGCCAGCGAAGAUUAUGAGGGCAUGGGGUGACGGGUCACAUGCCCUGUCUAUUGUAAACACCAGUCUCGGCUGGCCAAACGGCCUAGCUAUCGACUGGAGCGCAAUGCGUCUGUACUGGGUGGAUGCGUUCUUUGACAAGAUUGAGCACAGCAAUUUUGAUGGAAAGAACAGGCUUUCCUUGGAUCGCAUUACCCAGAUCUCCCAUCCAUUUGGUCUCACCAUUUUUGAAGGUUAUGCAUAUUUCACCGACUGGCGCCUGGGUGGCAUCGUACGUGUGCGCAAGACUGACGGUGGGGAGAUGGUCAUCAUCAGAAGAGGAAUCAGCCACAUCAUGCAUGUCAAAUCCUUCAACUCCAACUCUCAGAUUGGUUCCAACUUCUGCAACAGGCAGACGAACCCUAAUGGAGACUGCAGCCACUUCUGCUUCCCAGCCCCGGACUCUCAGCGGGUGUGUGGUUGCCCAUACGGCAUGAAGCUGUCGCCCAAUCAGCAGACGUGUGUUGAGGACCCUUCCAGCGAGCCCCCCACUCUGCAGUGCGGAGCCAAUUCUUUCUCCUGUGGCAACGGCAAAUGUAUCCCAAACAGCUACAGAUGCGACGGUGUUGAUGACUGCCAUGACAACAGUGACGAAGUCAACUGCGGAAUCAACAACAACACUUGCUCCCCCACUGCAUUCACAUGUGCCAAUCAGCGCUGUGUGCCGGCCAGGUGGCGCUGUGAUGGGCACAAUGACUGUUUCGAUAACAGCGAUGAGAUCAGCUGCCCCACACACGUGCCUGGAACAUGUCCUGCCGAUCAGUUCACCUGCACCAACCAUCGCUGCAUCCCACAAACUUGGCGUUGUGACACUGAUAAUGACUGUGGUGACAGUUCAGAUGAAGCUGACUGUCAUCUGAGGAGCAUUUGUAAUCCUGGACAGUUUCAGUGUCCAGACCACCGCUGCAUAGAUCCCAGCUAUGUCUGUGAUGGAGACAGGGACUGUGUGGAUGGGGCAGAUGAGCAGGGAUGCAUCUAUAACUGCACUGUGAAUGAGUUCAAGUGCUCCAGAGGUCACCAGUGUAUCAACUCCUACUACAAAUGUGAUGGAGUCUUUGAUUGCAGCGAUCGCUCAGAUGAACGAAACUGUCCGACCAGGCCUCCAGGGAUGUGCCACCAUGAGAGUGAGUUCCAGUGCCAGUCAGACGGCAGCUGUGUCCCGUCCACCUGGGAGUGUGAUGGUCAUCCAGACUGUGAGGACGGCAGCGAUGAGCACCACGCCUGCCCACCUCGCACCUGCCCCUCCACACUCUACCGCUGUGACAAUGGCAACUGCGUGCUGCGCAGCUGGAUUUGCGAUGGGGACAACGACUGCAGGGACUCGAGCGAUGAACGAGACUGUCCCACGCCGCCUUUCCGAUGUCCGAGCUGGCAGUGGCAGUGCCCGGGCCACAGCGUUUGCAUCAACCUGACCACAGUGUGCGACAACACUCCUGACUGCCCUAACGGAGCUGAUGAGUCUCCUCUUUGCAAUGAGCCUUUGCCAGAUCAGGAGAGCUGUUCUGACAACAAUGCCGGCUGCACCCACGGUUGCAUCCAAGGGCCAUUUGGGGCCCAGUGCACGUGUCCUCUGGGUUAUCAACUGAGCAACGACUCCAAAACCUGUCAGGAUAUAGAUGAGUGUAAUCCCCCUGGACUCUGUAGCCAGCACUGCUUUAAUGAGAGAGGUUCUUUCCGCUGCCACUGCCAGGACGGUUAUACUCUUGAAGCAGACCAACGGACCUGCAAGGCCUCAGAUUCCCGUCAGGCCUACCUGCUCGUGGCCAGUCGAAAUCAGAUCAUGCAAGAUGACAUAACAACUCAGCCCAACGUCGUCCGCUCACUGGUUCGAGAUGGACGCAACAUUGUGGCCCUAGACUUUGACUCGGUUGAGGACCGUGUUUACUGGUCUGAUACCAGCCAGGACAGAAUCUGGAGCGCUCACAAAAACGGCAGUGACAGAACUGUGAUAUUUGACAGUGGAGUGACUGUGACAGAGAGCCUUGCUGUAGACUGGGUGGGAAGGAACCUUUACUGGACUGACUUUGUCUUGGAGACUAUUGAAGUUUCUAAGCUGGAUGGAACCCAUCGGACGGUAUUAGUCAGUGAAAACGUCACUAAUCCUCGAGCCCUGGUGCUGGACCCAAGGGACAGUGCUCACCUGAUGUUCUGGACCGACUGGGGGAGGAACCCCCGCAUUGAGAGGGCCAGCAUGGAUGGAAAAUUGAGGACCGUUAUCAUAAGCAACAAACUGUACUGGCCCAAUGGUCUAACCAUAGACUACCCAAACAACUUGUUGUACUUUGCUGACGCCUACUUGGAUUUUAUUGACUACUGCGAUUAUAACGGCAACAACAGGAAACAAGUUCUUGCCAGUGACCUGGUACUGCAACAUCCCCACGCAAUUACCAUUUUUGAGGAUUUUGUGUAUUGGACCGACAGAUAUAUCAACCGUGUGAUGCGAGCCCAUAAGUGGCAUGGGGAGAACCAAACAGUGAUGCUGUUCAACCUCCCUCAGCCCAUGGGUCUGGUGGCAGUACACCCAGCCAGGCAGCCGGCAGGUGAAAAUCGCUGUCUAAGGAGCCCCUGCACUCACAUCUGCUUGCUCUCGGCGCUGGGACCGAGCUAUUACUCGUGCGCCUGCCCCUCAGGCUGGACACUGGCAGCAGACCAAAUCACCUGCACCAGAGUUGAGGAUCCCUUCCUGGUCGUUGUGAGAGACAGCAUCAUCUAUGGAAUUUCCUUGAACCCAGAUGACAAGAGCAAUGAUGCGAUGGUCCCUGUAGCUGGGCUUCUGAAUGGUUAUGAUGUGGAUUUUGAUGACAAUGAACAGACCAUCUUCUGGGUGGAGCACCCGGGUGAGAUCCACAGGGUGAAAUCAGAUGGGACUAACAGGACAGAGUUUGCCCCAGCAGCCAUCCUGGGCUCGCCUGUUGGCCUGGCCUUGGACUGGUUAUCAGAGAACCUAUACUACACCAACCCAGCUACACAGUCUAUUGAGGUUUUGACGUUGAGAGGCGAGGUGCAGUACAGGAAAACUCUAAUCACAAAUAACGGCUCUCCAACUGGCGCUGGAAGUCCUGUUGGCAUCGCCGUGGACCCAGCACGUGGCAAACUGUACUGGACGGAUCAGGGGACAGAGAGUGGAAUUCCUGCCAAGGUGGCAUCUGCAGACAUGGACGGCCUAAACCCAGUCACCCUGUUCACCAACAACUUAGACCAUGUUGAGUUCCUCACUGUUGACAUCCAAGAGAACAAGCUGUACUGGGCUGUUAAAAGUUCUGGCUCGAUUGAGCGCGGUGAUCCAGAUGGGACUAAUCGUAUCACCAUAGUGUCCGGCCUGUCUCACCCCUGGGGUGUGGCGGUCUAUGAAAACUACCUCUACUUCACUGACCGCGACUUUGAGGUCAUAGAGCGUGUGGACAAGUCCACGGGCGCCAACAAGGUUGUGCUGCGGGACAACGUUUCUGGCCUCAGAGUUCUGAAAGUGCAUUACAGAGAUACUUCUGCAGGCUCAUCCAACGGCUGCACCAAUAACGUGGGAGUGUGUGAGCAACUCUGCUUGCCACGGCCACAGGGUCUGUUUACUUGUGCGUGCGCCACGGGUUUUAAACUCGGUGCUGACAACACGACCUGCGCUCCCUACCAGUCCUAUGUCAUCAUCUCCACUCUGUCUGCGAUCAAAGGCUUCAGUCUGGAGGGGGAAGAUCACUCUGAGGCCAUGGUGCCUGUGGCUGGGAGAGGCCGUAAUGCCUUACACAUUGACGUACACAUGGCGUCUGGUUUCAUCUACUGGUGUGACUUCAGCAGCACCGUGGCGAUACAGAACGGGGUCAGACGGAUCAAGCCAGAUGGCUCAGGAUUACGUAGCAUAGUGACAUCUGGAAUUGGACGUAAUGGCAUACGAGGCAUCGCUGUCGACUGGGCUGCAGGGAACUUGUAUUUCACCAACGCUUUCCUGACUGAGACGUAUGUGGAGGUGCUCCGCCUGAACACGACUUUCCGCAGGGUGCUCCUGAAGACCCAGGUGGACAUGCCACGCCACAUCGUUGUGGAUCCCAGAAACAGAUACUUGUUCUGGGCUGAUUAUGGCCAGAACCCCAAAAUUGAGCGAGCACUCUUGGACGGGACCAAUCGCACAAUUCUAGUGUCAUCAGGCAUCAUCACACCACGAGGUCUCGCUCUGGAUGGGCAAACUGGCUACGUCUACUGGGUGGAUGACUCCCUGGAUAUGAUUGCUCGAGUCAGCCCUCAAGGAGGGGAGACGGAGAUCGUGAGGUAUGGCAGCCGCUAUCCGACUCCUUACGGGAUCACAGUGUUCGAGAAGAGCAUCAUUUGGGUGGACAGAAACCUGAAGAAGGUGUUUCAAGCGAGCAAAGAGCCUGGGAGCACAGAGCAACCUGCUGUGAUCAGAGACAACGUCAACAUGCUGAGAGACGUCGCCAUCUUCGACCAGCGUACUCAGCCAAUCACCGCUCAGGAGCUCAACCACAACCCCUGCUUUGAGGCCAAUGGAGGCUGUGCCCACUUCUGCUUCGCCCUGCCAGAUUCUACCAUGGACAACCAGUACAAAAAAUGCAGCUGCGCUUUUGGGAACCUUGCAGCAGAUAACGAAAGCUGCGUGGUGUCAAGGGACGAUUAUCUCAUCUACACAACUGAGAGCACAGUGCGCAGCCUGCGCCUUGACUCUGAAGACCACUCGUUGCCCUUCCCUGUGGUCAACGUUCCUCGCACCUCCGUGGCGCUGGAUUUUGACAUCUCUGACAGAAGGGUCUACUUCACUCAGAGCUCAGGCGCAGGAGCAAGCAAGAUCAGCUACAUCAGCCUGUCCUCUCCCACCUCAGCCCCCGUAGUGGUGGCAUCGGAUCUUGGCGCUCCUGAUGGCAUUGCUUUUGACUGGAUAAACAGAAGGAUUUAUUACAGUGACUAUGUUAACCAGACCAUCAGCUCCAUGUCUGUGGAUGGCUCUCAUAGGACUGUUAUUGCCCAUGUGACUCGACCAAGAGCCAUCAUGUUGGAUCCUUGUAGAGGAUACAUGUAUUGGACAGACUGGGGAACCCAUGCAAAGAUUGAGCGCGCCACUUUAGGUGGAAACUUCAGAACAGAGGUUGUGAACAGUAGUCUGGUGUGGCCUAAUGGACUCACGCUGGACUAUGAGGAAGAGAGGCUCUAUUGGGCGGAUGCCAGCUUACAGAAGAUUGAGCGAUCCUCUCUCACCGGGUCCAAUCGGGAGGUCAUCGUCGGCACGGCCAUCUACCCCUUUGCCCUGGCCAUGUUCGGCCAAUUCAUCUACUGGACUGACUGGAACACACGUAGCAUCUAUCGGGCCAACAAGCACGACGGUUCCGAUCAGCAGGUCAUGAUUCAGAGCCUUCCGUCUCGACCAAUGGACAUCCACGUGGUAGCCAGCAGGAAGCAGCAGCAGUGCGACAGCCCCUGCCAGCAGUUUAACGGAGGCUGCAGCCAUAUCUGCACAGCAGGACCUAAUGGAGCUGAGUGUCAGUGUCCGUCUGAGGGUCGCUGGUACCUGGCUGACGACAAGCACUGCAUCCCUGACAACGGGACUCGCUGCCAGCCUGGACAGUUCACCUGCCUGAACGGCCGCUGCAUUCAUGCCCAGUGGAAAUGUGACAACGACAACGACUGUGGAGAUGGCAGCGAUGAGUUAGAGAGGGUCUGUGGACCUAAACCUCAGUUCAACUAUGUUGUCCCACAGUUGCUGUCGUCUUUUAUUGCAUUGUCAGCCUUCCACACAUGUGAGCCCACUGUGUUUAGCUGUGGUAAUGGGCGCUGUGUGCCCUACCACUACCGCUGUGACCACUAUGACGACUGCGGAGACAACAGCGACGAAGUGGGCUGUCUGUUCCGACCUUGUAACCCCAACAUCGAGUUCGCCUGCAACAACGGCCGCUGCAUCGCAAAGGAAUAUGUCUGCAACGGCAUCAACAACUGCUACGACAACGGCACCUCCGAUGAACAAAACUGCCCGGAGAGAACCUGCCAACCAGAACACACAAAAUGUCAGUCUACCAACAUCUGCAUCCCACGAUCAUACCUGUGUGACGGAGACAACGACUGUGGGGAUUUGAGUGAUGAGAGCCCUACUCAUUGUGCAACAUCCACAUGUUCCCAGAGUGAGUUCCGUUGCUCCAGCGGCCGCUGCAUCCCCGCCCACUGGCACUGUGACGGAGGGGCGGACUGCUCCGACGGCUCUGAUGAGCCCCUCUCCUGCAUCACAUCGGUCAGGACCUGCAACACAGACCAGUUCCGCUGUGACGACGGCAGGUGCAUCGCCGCGUCCUGGAUCUGUGACGGGGACAAUGACUGUGGGGACAUGAGCGAUGAAGACGAGAGACAUAAUUGUGCCAAUCGCACAUGUUCAAGUUCAGAGUUCACCUGUGUGAACAACCAACCUCCUCAGCGGAAGUGCAUCCCCCGCGACUGGUUGUGUGACGGAGACGCAGACUGUGCGGACGGAUUAGAUGAGCAUCAAAACUGCUCACGCAGAUCCUGUGGCAUCAACGAGUUCACCUGUAACAACGGCCUCUGCAUACGAAGCUCCUACAGGUGUGAUCGGCGAAAUGACUGUGGCGACAGCAGCGAUGAGCAGAGCUGCACCUACCAGCCGUGCCAGCAGCACCAGUUCACCUGCCACAACGGCCGCUGCGUGUCCCACGACUUUGUCUGCGACGGGGACAACGACUGCGGCGACGAGUCGGACGAGCUGGAGCACAUGUGCCACACGCCGGCGCCGACCUGUCCUCCUGCAGAGUUCAGAUGUGAAAAUGGCCACUGCAUCCCCCUGAGCCAGAUGUGCGACAGGAACGACGACUGCUCUGACAACAGUGACGAGAAGGGAUGCGGUAUCAACGAAUGCACCGACCCAUCCAUCCAUCACUGCGACCACAAUUGCACCGACACGCCCACCAGCUUCAUCUGCACCUGCCGGCUGGGCCACCACCUCAUGUCCGACGGCAAAACGUGUGACGAUGUGAACGAGUGCGAGGUGACACCGGGUGUGUGCAGCCAGGUCUGCGAGAACACCGUGGGUUCCUACGUGUGUAAGUGCGCCCCGGGAUUCCUGCGAGAGCCCGACGGCCACAGCUGCCGCCAGAACAGCAAGAUCUCCCCUUACCUCAUCUUCAGCAACCGCUACUACCUGAGGAACCUGUCCACAGACGGGCAGGCCUACUCUCUGAUCCUGCAGGGCCUGACCAGCGUGGUGGCGUUGGACUUUGAUCGCGUGGACAAGCGCCUCUAUUGGAUCGACGUGAGCCGGCGAGUCAUAGAGAGGAUGUCCUUCAACGGCAGCAACAGAGAGGUGGUGGUCAACGGUGUUCUACACGGGGAGGGCCUAUCGGUCGACUGGGUGGCGAGGAAACUCUACUGGGUGGACAGCUUCUUGGAUUGUCUCAAAGUGUCAGAACUGGACGGGCGAUUUGUGAAGAAACUGGCUGAACACUGUGUCGAUGACAAUAAUACCUACUGCUUCGAGAACCCCAGAGCCAUUGUGUUGCAUCCAAAAUAUGGAUACGUGUACUGGACAGACUGGGGAGACAAAGCGUUUAUAGGCCGUGUUGGGAUGGAUGGACUCAACAAAGCAGCCAUCAUCACCACCAAGAUCGAGUGGCCCAACGGCAUCACCAUCGACUACACCAACGACAAGCUCUACUGGUCCGACGCUCAUCUCAAUUACAUCGAGUUCUCAGACUUGGACGGUAAACACAGACACACAGUGUACGAUGGAGAUUUGCCUCAUCCGUUCGCCCUGACUGUGUUCGAGGACUUUGUCUACUGGACGGACUGGAACCUGCGCACGGUGGAGAAAGGCAACAAGUACGACGGCUCGGGUCGGGAGGCGCUGGUUAACACCACACACAGGCCGUUUGACAUCCACGUGUGCCAUCCCUACAGACAGCCCAUCGUAAACAACCCCUGUGUGGUGAACAAUGGCGGCUGCUCUCACCUGUGCCUGAUCCGUCACGGAGGGCGAGAACACGCCUGCGAAUGCCCCGAUCAUUUCAUGACCGUUCAGAUCGGCGGCCUGACCCGAUGCCUUCCCAUGUGCACCAGCACCCAGUACAGAUGUGCCAACAACGAACGUUGUAUUCCUAUCUGGUGGAAGUGUGAUGGUCAGAGCGACUGCAGAGACGGCUCUGAUGAGCCCCCUACCUGUCCACCUCGCCACUGCAGGCUCGGACAGUUUCAGUGUAACGAUGGAAACUGCACGAGUCCUCACUUCCUCUGCAACAGCAACCAGGACUGUCAUGAUGGCUCAGAUGAAGACCCUAUCCUUUGUGCUACACACCAGUGUGAAUCCCACCAGUGGCAAUGUGCCAAUAAGCGGUGUGUCCCCGAGUCGUGGCAGUGUGACGGAGAGGACGACUGUGGGGAUCAAUCGGACGAGGACCCUGCCCACUGCUCCGCCAGGACCUGUCGCCCCGGGCAGUUCAAGUGCCGUAACGGACGCUGUAUCCCCCAGAAGUGGAAAUGUGAUGUCGAUGACGACUGUGGUGACAGCUCUGAUGAACCACUAGAGGAGUGCAUGGGUCCAACAUAUCGCUGUGACAACCACACAGAGUUUGACUGCAAGACCAACUACCGCUGUGUGCCGCUGUGGUCCGUGUGCAACGGACACAACGACUGCAGAGACAACAGCGACGAGCAGGGCUGUGAUGAGCUGACCUGUGAUCCUACCGGAGACUUCCGCUGUGGUAACAACCGCUGCAUCCCAGUGAGGUGGACGUGUGAUGGGGACGACGACUGCGGGGACAAUUCAGAUGAACGCACCUGCACUCCACGCGUGUGCACAGAGAGUGAGUUUCGUUGCGAUAAUCUGCGCUGCAUUCCCGACCGUUGGGUCUGUGACCAUGACAACGACUGUGAGGACAACUCGGAUGAAAGGGACUGUGAGCUGCGGACAUGUCAUCCCGGCUACUUCCAGUGUGGCAGCGGACACUGUAUCGCUGAGCGUUUCAAAUGUGAUGGAAACGCAGACUGUCUGGACUAUACUGAUGAGAUGUCAUGUCCGACACGCUUUCCCAAUGGCACAUACUGCCCCCCGUUCCUGUUUGAGUGCAAGAACCACGUGUGUGUCCAGCCUCAGUGGAAAUGUGACGGAGACAACGACUGCGGAGACAAUUCAGAUGAGGAGCUACACCUCUGCUUGGACAUCCAGUGUGAGACUCCUUUCCGUUUCCGCUGUGAAAACAACCGCUGCAUCUACAGCCACGAGCUGUGUAACUCGGUGGACGACUGUGGUGACGGCUCCGAUGAGAAACAGGAAAACUGCCAAAGCCCCACUCAUGGUCCCUGUACAGAAGAUGAGUACAAAUGCAAUAAUGGACAAUGCAUCCCUCUGCAGUAUGCCUGCGAUGAUUAUGACGACUGUGGAGACCAGUCAGAUGAGCUUGGCUGUCACCAAGGCAGUGGGCACAUGUGCAGGGACAACAUCUGUGAACACAACUGCACCGACCUGACGGACGGAGGCUUCCUCUGCUCCUGCAGGUCCGGCUACAAGCCCAGAGAGACAGAGAAGCACACGUGUGACGAUGUGAACGAGUGUGAGGUGUACGGGACGUGCCCUCAGGAGUGUCAGAACACGAAGGGCAGUUACGAGUGCUUUUGUGCUGAAGGCUUUCAAUCGUUCGGGGAGCCGCACGGGACAGAGUGUGCCGCCCGGGGAAACCCACCAGUGCUGCUCCUGCCAGACAACGUUCGCAUCCGUCGUUUCAACCUGACGUCUGAGGAGUAUUCAGACUAUGUGGACAAUGCCGAGCACAUCCAGGCCCUGGAUUAUCUGUGGGACCCAGAGGGACAGAGCCUCAGUAUUGUGUACUGGACAGUGCUGGGUCGAGGCUCAGAGUUCGGCUCCAUCAAACGUGCCUACAUGACCACGUUCAACGACCACGGCAACAACCCGGUGAAAGAGCUGGAUCUGAACCUGAGAUACGUCGCUAAUCCUGACGGCAUUGCAGUGGACUGGGUUGGAGGGCACAUAUACUGGACAGAUUCUGGUACCAAUCGGAUUGAGGUGGCCAAACUGGACGGGCGGUACAGGAAGUGGUUGAUCCACACUGACCUCGACCAGCCUGCUGCUAUUGUUGUCAAUCCAUCACUCGGAAUGAUGUACUGGACAGACUGGGGCAGGAAACCCAGAAUAGAAUCAGCAUGGAUGGACGGUCAGAACAGAGCUGUGCUGGUGAAGGAGGAGGACCUGGGCUGGCCUACUGGGCUGGCUCUGGACUAUCUGAAUGGAAACAGGAUUUACUGGUGUGACUCCAAAGAGAACAUCAUCGAGUCCAUGAAUCAUGAUGGCACAGACAGAAAGAUCAUCAUAUCUGGAGAUAUUGGACAUCCCUACAGUCUGGACGUCUUUGAAGGUCACGUGUACUGGACGACAAAGGAGAAAGGGGAGGUGUGGAGGACGAACAAGUUUGGGAAAGGAAAUAAAGUCAAAGUUCUAACCAUCAACCCGUGGCUGACUCAAGUUCGAAUUUACCAGGAGCACCGACACAACCGCUCAGUGCUGAACCCUUGUAAGAACGUGUGCAGCCACCUCUGUCUCCUCCGGCCUGGCGGUUACACCUGCGCCUGCCCACAAGGAUCCUCUCAGGUGGAGUUCGACUCCAACGAAUGUGAUGCAGCCAUUGAGGCUCCUGUUCCAAUGCCCCUUGCAUGUAGAUGCAUGAAUGGUGGAACCUGCUACACCGAUGAAGGUGGUCUGCCCAAGUGCAAAUGUCCAUAUGGUUAUUUGGGCAGCUACUGUGAGAUGGGGAAGUCACGAGGAGCUCCACAAGGAACAGCUGUGGCUGUUUUACUGGCCGCCAUUAUCAUCCUGAUCACCGGAGCGUUGGCUGCCGGAGUUUUCAUCAACUACAAGCGAACGGGAUCCUUCAUCCCCUCCAUGCCCAAACUACCCAGCCUCAGCAGCCUGGUGAAGUCCAGUGACACCGGGAACGGGGUGACGUUUCGCUCGGGUGAUAACGUCGACCUUGGACCAGCACACAUUGGAGUGUCAUUCAUUGACACGGCCAUGCAGAUGGAGGAUAACUUUGCAGUGGACACUGGGAGGCAGCCAAUCACAUUUGAGAACCCAUUAUACGCCAGUGCUCCCGGGGUUUCUGGAGAUCCUGCUGUCAUUUAUGCCACACAGGUGACUGUUAAUGUGAGUGGUGAACAGAUGCAGAACAACUUUGUGAACCCGGCGUAUCACGUGGAUCAGAGCGUGGGCGUCGUCAACACGUCUUCAGUCAGCACCAAACCAGUUCCUGAGUCAAAGUGGAGCUUAUUCAAACGAAAAUUAAUGCCAAGCACCCCGUUUGAGAACCUGACGUAUUCAGAGAUGAAGGACGAAAAGCCUCAAAGCAGCUCCUCUGCCCCCGAGCCCUCUCUGUUCAUCCCCCCCGCCAAACCCCAGAGGAGGGAUCGUCCCAGCACCUUUUCACCGACAGAGGACACUUUCAGAGACACGGCCAACCUCGUCAAAGAGGACAGUGACGUAUAA